GCCAUUUCCGGCCCGCUUAUUCCCCAACAAGAAUCGCUCUCACCCAAAAACCCACAAAAGCCUCGAGCGACAAUUUUAUAUUCCACAUUUCAAUUUCUCUUCAAUUCGAAACCCUAAUCGAUCACCAUCAUGCAUCGUGCAGCGGCUAGUCUUGCUUCCAAAGCUAGGGCUGCAAGCAGCAGCAGUCGACAGAUCGGAAGUAGGCUUGGUUGGAGCAGGAAUUAUGCGUCCAAGGACAUAAAGUUUGGCGUCGAGGCUCGAGCGUUGAUGCUUAGGGGUGUUGAAGAGCUUGCAGAUGCUGUAAAGGUCACCAUGGGACCAAAGGGCCGUAAUGUUGUUUUGGAGCAAAGCUUUGGUGCACCAAAAGUUACAAAGGAUGGAGUGACUGUUGCAAAGAGCAUAGAAUUCAAGAACAGGGUGAAGAAUAUGGGUGCAAGUUUGGUGAAACAGGUUGCUAAUGCAACCAAUGAUGUUGCCGGUGAUGGUACUACGUGUGCUACAGUCCUUACCAAAGCAAUAUUUACUGAAGGGUGCAAGUCCGUGGCAGCUGGCAUGAAUGCAAUGGAUUUAAGGCGUGGUAUCACAAUGGCAGUAGAUUCUGUUGUAACAAACUUGAAGAGUAGGGCAAGAAUGAUCAGCACUUCAGAAGAGAUUGCACAGGUUGGCACCAUAUCCGCUAAUGGAGAAAGAGAAAUUGGAGAACUCAUUGCUAAGGCUAUGGAGAAAGUUGGCAAGGAGGGAGUCAUUACCAUUCAAGAUGGGAAAACACUUUACAAUGAAUUGGAAGUCAUUCAAGGUAUGAAACUUGACAGAGGAUAUAUAUCACCUCACUUCAUCACCAACCAGAAGAACCAGAAAUGUGAACUGGACGAUCCUUUCAUUUUGAUAUAUGAGAAAAAAAUUUCUAGCGUUGCUUCAGUGUUGAAGGUGCUGGAGUUAGCGCUAAAGAGACAAAAGCCAUUGCUUAUUGUUGCUGAAGACGUUGACAGUGAUGCACUUGCAACUCUUAUCCUUAACAAGCUUCGUAUUGGAAUUAAGGUUUGUGCUGUUAAAGCACCUGGAUUCGGGGAAAAUAGGAAGCAUGCUUUGCAUGAUCUUGCUGUUCUGACCGGGGGAGAUCUCAUUACUGAGGAGCUUGGCAUGAAUCUGGAGAAAGUUGAAUUUGACAUGCUUGGUACCUGUAAGAAGGUGACAAUAUCAAAAGAUGGUACUGUUAUUCUUGAUGGGGCGGGCGACAAGAAAGCCAUUGAAGAGAGAUGUGAUCAAAUAAGGUCUGCAAUCGAUGCAAGCACUUCUGACUAUGACAAAGAGAAGCUACAAGAGAGGUUGGCAAAGCUUUCUGGUGGAGUAGCCGUCCUAAAGAUUGGAGGAGCCAGUGAAGCAGAAGUCGGUGAGAAAAAGGAUAGAGUAAAUGAUGCUCUAAAUGCAACCAAAGCUGCUGUUGAAGAAGGAAUUGUGCCAGGUGGUGGUGUUGCCCUUCUGUAUGCAUCCAAGGAGCUAGAUAAGUUGCACACUGCCAACUUCGAUCAGAAGAUUGGAGUUCAAAUUAUCCAGGAUGCUCUGAAGACUCCAGUGCACACAAUUGCAUCAAAUGCAGGAGUCGAGGGAGCUGUCAUCGUAGGCAAGCUUUUAGAACAGGAUAAUCCCGAUCUUGGUUAUGAUGCAGCUAAAGGUGAAUAUGUUGACAUGGUAAAGGCAGGCAUCAUUGACCCUUUGAAAGUAAUUAGAACUGCAUUGGUGGAUGCUGCUAGUGUUUCCUCCUUGAUGACAACCACUGAGGCUGUCGUUGUGGACCUUGCUAACAACGAAGAAGACGCUUAGUUUCAAUUUUCCCAUACAAACUCAAGCAUAUAAUUUAGGACUAGGAAGAUGAUUUUUUUUUUGGUUUACAGUCUUUUCAUGUCUAAUCACUGGCAGCAUGCAAGUUUCUUUUUGCGUUGAAAGCAAAGUCUUUCUUACACGAAGGAUGGUUUUUGAGGAAUAUUUUCGCUAUAUGCUGCCUUGUAAGAGAGGCCUGCCAUGAUUAUUUCCAUGAUGGGCUGUGGUACAAAAUUCUAUAAAAUCAAACAGUAGACGAUGUGCAGGUAUUGUUGUGUGAUGAUGCUCUUGAAGCUGCGAUCGUGUUUUCAUCUGCAUGUGAGUUUUUUGGCUUUAUUAUCAA
Asparagus officinalis (garden asparagus) is the source of this 2161-nucleotide messenger RNA. Its product is annotated as chaperonin CPN60-2, mitochondrial-like. NCBI's taxonomy places the organism in Eukaryota, Viridiplantae, Streptophyta, Magnoliopsida, Asparagales, Asparagaceae. Gene Ontology annotation, cellular component: mitochondrion; cytosol. Gene Ontology annotation, biological process: protein refolding. Gene Ontology annotation, molecular function: ATP-dependent protein folding chaperone; ATP binding. The coding region runs from base 130 to 1821 and encodes 563 amino acids. The transcript has 18 exons. The record is from RefSeq and is a predicted model, not a curated record.